Molecule: messenger RNA, 3264 nt
Organism: Agrilus planipennis (emerald ash borer)
Lineage: Eukaryota; Metazoa; Arthropoda; Insecta; Coleoptera; Buprestidae
Exons: 4
Coding region: 647-2296 (549 amino acids)
Source: RefSeq, a predicted model, not a curated record
UCGUGAGGCAGCAAAGUAAAUGGCUAGCAAGCAGUCUCUCGUCUCGAUCGGUUUGGCUCGUUCGCCUCUGUCUAUCGCAUUGCCCAUGGACUCGACAGUUUUAAACAAUCCGAACGUUGGAAACUACAUAAAAUAUCUGUUCGUUCUUCACAGAGCCAGCAAGUAACAAGAAGGAAUCUCGCUUGCGUGGUUUGAGACUGCUUUUUGCAAAAAGAAUGCAACGUGACAACGUUAAAACUUUACAAACCACAUAAAAAUAACGGUGGUGGUAAUUUUUUAAAAUUAUUUAUUAAUUUACGUUAGUUCAGUGCUUGAAAAAAGGGAAAAUACUGAUAACAGUGGCCUUAAAUAUAGUUGAGAUUAGCGUGUGAACAAGGAUUCGGAGAAUGAUGUGCUUGCCGGUGAUCGAAUUUCAGAUUGUUACGUUAUCCUGUCGUCCAGGAGCGUGCUCGGAUCACUGCAAAGGACUUUCUUAAGAAAGAUUGACCCAAUAGAGUCUACACUUGGGAAGGGGGCUCUAAAUCGUCACAAACUUGAGAAUGUACUCCUUCCAAAUAUCGCCUAACUUCCUUGCAACAUUCGAUAAUAAUAUAAAAUUUAAUUUCAAAAAUUAAUAUUGUUCCAGGUAGUUCUCCUUCCAUGAACCAUGAAUAUUUACACUUGGGGUAAAGGAUUCGGGGGUAGAUUUUUGACAAAAAUUUGCGGCCUCUUUCUCCUAUGGAUAAUUGCAGUUUUGGCAAUAUUCCAGCUUCGAACUAUCCCUUUGGAUGUCAAUGUGCCACAUUUAAAUAGUAGAUAUCUUUUACAGAAACGUUUAGACUUACUAACAAAGCAUGCAGAUUCGUCUACAACUGAGUCGAUAGAUUUAGAACCGUUUGUAGAUAAAAGUCCAAGUCUUUCCGAAGACAAACUCGUCGAGGAGAUCCAGUAUCGCAUGCCAAACAUCCCCAUAGUCUAUUGGAACCAAAACAAGAACAAACCCAUGGGAUUCAACAACACUUGUGCCUUGUUCCCUAGCAUGUUCGAUCUGGAAUACAACAAUAUUUACUGGCAAACCUUGAGGACUAGUAACGGUACUUUUCAGCUUUUAGGUGCGUAUUUAGACGUGCGGCCCAAUAAUCGUUUGGGUCCAACGGUCAGAAUUCUGGGCAUGAUCGAUAGGAUCGAACCAACCGUAACAACCUACUGUCAAUUAUGGUUCGAUAAACGUAAGGAACCAGUGGUUGUAAAAACCUUCGAAUACAAAUACAUCUGGUACAAGAAAUGGGGCAACUACAAGCAGGGCAUUUAUCAACCAUAUCUGAUAGCGUGUCCCAUUCCUAGUCCCUUCAAGGAUAAAAUCCCUCAGUCGGUUUCAGUGGUUGAGAAGUUCUGCGACACUUCAACCACCAACCUGAGGGUAAUCUACAACAAGCCAGAAGAGAAAAAAGACUUUGCAGUUUGUGUCAAGGGUCUCGACUUCCUUCACGAAGAUCUAUCUGUCCGAUUGGUGGAGUGGAUCGAACUGUUGAAUCUUCUUGGAGCCGACAAGAUAUUCUUCUACGAACUCCAAGUCCAUCCGAACAUCAGUAAGGUACUGAAGCAUUAUCAGAAAGAGGGCAAGGUUGACGUGACCCCAAUCAAUUUGGCCGGCGGUCAGCCGAACGGACCGGCAUUUCAACAUCUCUAUCUGACCAAGAAGACCAAUCAUAAAAGACAAAACGAAGUGGUGCCUUACAACGACUGUUUUUACAAACACAUGUACGAAUACAAGUACAUUGCCCUGCUCGAUAUCGAUGAGGUCAUAAUGCCUGUUGAGGGAACCUCGUGGAAGGGACUGAUGGACAAAGUUGUGCGAAAGGGACUGAAGAAUAACGAAGAACCCGCGUCUUACAAUGUCAGAAAUGUUUAUUUCUUGGACGAUCUGCUUCAUGACCACGGAUGGUUUAAAGAUAUUCCUAAAUAUAUGCAUAUGUUGCAGCACGUGUACAGGACGAAGAACUUCACAAAACCCGGACAGUACGUGAAGUGUUUUCACAACACGGAGAGAGUUUUGGUCCUCCACAAUCAUUUCCCUCUGGCUUGUUUGGGCGGAGCUUGUAGAUCUUACGCCAUAGAGACGUCGGACGCCCAGAUGCACCAUUACAGGGCCGAUUGUGUGAAAACGCUUUCAAAGGCGUGUAACGACUUCAAGAAGAACAGCGUUAUGGACACGACGGUUUGGAAGUUCAAGGAUCCUUUAAUACAACGUGCUACAACCACUUUGAGGACAUUGGGGUAUUUUGGGACGGGGAAAAAGCUCGACGAGGUUAGGUGAAGGUGGUGAAACCGGUACUUUUUUCUGGGAAAUUUCAGUGAUACAAACUAGUGCCUGCUCAGACUGAUUUGCUCAACUAUUAACCCACUUUGAGUUCCUCAUUCAUUUUCUUUUUUUCGUAUGUUAGUGCGAUUCGAUCUUAAUCUAUUUAUUAAUUAUCUGGUCUUAUCAAUUAGUUAUUUACGAGUGUGAUUAGUAUUCAAGAAAUCAAAUGGAGUUCUGUGGAACAAAAUUAAAUGGAAAACUUAAACCCAAAAUGCUGCAUGAAAACCUUUACGAGGAUCCAACAUGUGGCGUAUUCUAAUUAAAUUAAAUAUUCCCCUAACGAGGGGCUGUUUUGUGUAGAGGUCAUCACGAAGCCACACCAUAAACAUAUUUUGGAUCUAUACACGUUGGUGAAGCUAUUAAAUCAUCCUCGUGUACGUAUGUAGCACUUCAGCGCACGCAAAAUUGAUUUGUGACCGCCUGCAAACAAAAAGAAAACGCCGGCAUUUCAGGUUGCACCAAAAGACUGUCCCUACUUACGUAUAGGUUUUUGUAUGACACAUGUUGGGUUUUAGUGGCUCAUUUUACAAUUAGUAUGUUAAGUGUUUUUGUGAUAUACCAAUGUAUGUUAUUGUUAUAGGGUCCUUUGGCUUAACCAUACAAUUAUUUGCUAUCGGUUUUAAGGGUUUUUUUGUUUGUUUCUUUUUUUUCAAACAUUGUCGUUAAUUUUUUCUAGAUCGUAAAAAAUUUGCGACCAUGUCGAGUUUUCUGGUAUGCUUAGCCUUUGGACCUAUGCGUAUUAUAUCAUAAGGUUGCUUUAACAAGAACUGAAGAUAAUAAAAAUAGUUUAAUCCUUUUUCGUUCUAACUGAAACAGUAUUUUUAAUGCAUUUAAAGGAAAAACAUAAUUCAGUAGAGUGUGUGUCUUUUUUAGUACGAAAACUGUCUUCUUUUGAAUAAACACCAUCCCCUUUGCCUUUCAUC